Messenger RNA from Coffea arabica (coffee), 918 nucleotides. Lineage: Eukaryota; Viridiplantae; Streptophyta; Magnoliopsida; Gentianales; Rubiaceae. The record is from RefSeq and is a predicted model, not a curated record.
AUUAUCUCUGACUUAGGUAAGGUGCUGAAGGAGGGAGAAUGGGGCAAUCUUGAUGAAACUUUAAGCUUUCUUGAUAAACAAACGGUUGACAUUGUGGGUUCUUCCAAUGGCCUCCUCCUCUGUUUCGCAUCCAACCACGUUGAUUUUCGCCAAAAGGGGAAUAUGGAUUAUAUCGUACGCAAUCCGGUGACAAGGGAAUUCCGCAGCCUUCCAAGACCUCACAAGGCUUACCGCCAUGUUGCUGUUGCUUUCAUUUGCAAAGGAAGCAAUGCAACCCCUUUGGACGGGAUCGAGUAUGAAGUUAUACGAGCAGGAAUCCUACAACCUUGGAAGUUGACUCGAACACUGGAGAUAGAGACAUUUUCUUCUGUUACAAAUAGAUGGACUGCGGCUUCUUUGGAAUCUUCCUCACCCUUUGCUUUACUUGUGGCUAACAGACCUGCAAUUGUGGUUGGGGAAGUGAUAUUCUGGGGUGGAAUGUCGAGUACUGUUUUGGCUUAUGAUUGUGCAAUGGAAACCGUACAAUUGAUUGAACUUCCCCGUAUGGCUCUAGAACCUUGCGAUUAUCUUCUUGGUCAAUCUGAGGGACAAUUGCAGCAUGGCAGAUUUGACCUUGAUGGAUUGGAGAUAUGGGUGCUGGAAGAUUACCGAAGAUCUGAGUGGAUCCUAAAGCAUCGUGUGAGUUUCACAGAAGUAAAUCAUUUGGCUCGUUCCCCAGGUUGGCUCGCCCCUCUUCGGCUUCAUGGUUUUCACCCCAAUAAAUCUGAGCUGCUCUUUAUUACUUGGUCUGGACACCCAUUUUGGAUUGAUUUUAUGAAUUACACAUUGACAGAAACUGGAGGUGGUUUAAUCAUUGACCAGUAUCCAUUUCAGUUCUUCCCAUAUGAGUGGCCCCUUUCGUGCUCUGAUGGCCAGUGA